Beta vulgaris subsp. vulgaris (sugar beet) is the source of this 2007-nucleotide messenger RNA. Its product is annotated as AT-hook motif nuclear-localized protein 28. Bases 445 to 1443 code for a protein of 332 amino acids. The record is from RefSeq and is a predicted model, not a curated record. Gene Ontology annotation, molecular function: minor groove of adenine-thymine-rich DNA binding; DNA-binding transcription factor activity. NCBI's taxonomy places the organism in Eukaryota, Viridiplantae, Streptophyta, Magnoliopsida, Caryophyllales, Amaranthaceae. Gene Ontology annotation, cellular component: nucleus. The transcript is spliced from 2 exons.
CACACCUCCUUCUUCUAUCAUCUUCUCUGUCUGCAUCUCUGUUCUCUUGUGGAACCCACACUAGCAGUCACCACACCCUCCCCCAUCCUUCCUUUCCAACCAGCGGCGCCCUCUUUCUUCCCCCCUUUACUUAGUUUCAAAGCUCACCCACCUCCCUUCCCUUUCUUUCUCUCUCUCUCCUCAUUAUAUCUCCCUCUCUCUUUCUUUGGCCCCUUUCAACCCCCAUCCUCAUAUUCACACUUCACACCCACAUCCUCUUAUAAAAUUAUUUCUUCCUCUCUUUCUCCUCCUUCUUUUAUCCUUCUUCACCCCCAUUUAAAUUAUAAAAAACACCCAAUUUUUUCUAAAAUAUUAUCUAAUACUCUAGAAUACUCUAAGAUAUUAAAUAUACCAAUCCUAUCUCCAUCAACUUACAAAUAUAUUAUUAAAAAAACCCCAAAAAAAAUGAAAGGAGAAUAUGAUGUAGAAGAAGAAAAUGAGAAGAAUAAUAAUCAAAAUAAUGUACACAACAACAACAAUAUGUUUGCAAAAUUUUCUCACCACCCUAAAUUCCACCCCCCACCUCCUCCACUUCCUUCUCAUCAACAUAAUCCUCGCUUUCCUCCUCCUCAUCUUCAAUCUCACCACCCUUUUUCUCAACCUUCAGAAGAAGCUGAUUCUGCAACAACCACCACCACAACUACCACCACACCGUUUUCUCAACCACCUUCUAAGAAACCCAAAACAACCAAUCAAAUUCAAACCACCACUACUGCUACUAGCAAUGAAGAUGGUGGGACCAUCGAGGUUUCCCGCCGUCCACGUGGCAGACCACCCGGUUCCAAAAACAAACCAAAACCACCCGUAGUAAUAACCCGCGAACCCGAACCCGCCAUGUCACCUUACAUCCUUGAACUCCCUAGUGGGUCCGACGUAGUCGACUCAAUCACGCGCUUCACGCGCCGCCGUAGCGUCGGCCUUUGCGUUUUAACUGCUUCUGGGGCGGUAGCCAACGUUACGCUGAAACAACCUUCUACUACUACUCCUGGUGGAACUGUCACGUUUCAUGGGAGGUUUGAUAUACUGUCUCUUUCAGCUGUAGUGGUUGUCAAUACGGUGCCGUUUCACGGUGGUGGUGGGGCUGGGUUCACUAUAUCAUUGGCGGGCCCACAAGGGCAAAUUGUAGGUGGUAAAGUAGUUGGUGCUUUGGUUUGUUCUGGAACUGUGUAUGUUGUUGCUGCAUCGUUUAAUAAUCCUACUUAUUGUAGGCUACCUCUUGAUGAUGAACAAGAUGAUCAUAAUAAUAAUAAUAGUCAACAUAGUGAUGAACAUGAUGGUCGAGAUCAUAGUAGACCUGGUUCCAUAACUUUGUAUACUGAUCAUGGUAUGAAUACGACCACAACUACUACUAGUGCUAAUGAAGUUUUAUGGGCUACACCAUCUUCUGCUAGACCACCUUAUUGACAAAUCAAUCUCAUGUUUUUAGUCUGAGAAAAGAAAAGUGGAGAGAGAAUGAGUAAUGAGAGUGAGAAGAAGAUGGCAGAACUUUGAAGAAAGAGAGAGGUGAUAAAAAGUGGAGGUGUGAUAAAUCUGACUUAUUUAGUGAUGUGAAAAUGAGCAUGCAAUUUGCAGAAGUUACAGAUAUGGAAGGCUAUCUUUUAGCUCUUAUGGGUGUUGUGUUGAAUGGUGUAGUGUUGAAGUACUAUUGGUGUUUGUAUGUAUGGAUUAAAGUGUAGGAAGUUGAAUUUUUUCUUUUGCAGAAUAAGAACGUGACUAUGCUAAUCUAAGGCACUCUUUCUUUUCUUUUUCUUCACACCUCUUUGUUGUUGCUUGCCAGCUCUUUCUCUUUCAGUUCUUCUUCUCGAGAAACUUUGGUAGUGAAGCAUUAGAAGUUUUUGAUUUAUGAAGUCGUGUGAGUUUCUUGUGGUUUAGGUUUUUCUUUGAUUUAUGUUUGCUUAUAUUAAGCUGUAUUUCGUUGUUCAAUUAAUGUAAGUUUUCUUAAUGUCAAAAAUUUGGCUAAAUUGUCUA